Triticum aestivum (bread wheat) is the source of this 1506-nucleotide messenger RNA. RefSeq lists its product as uncharacterized. The transcript is spliced from 2 exons. NCBI's taxonomy places the organism in Eukaryota, Viridiplantae, Streptophyta, Magnoliopsida, Poales, Poaceae. The record is from RefSeq and is a predicted model, not a curated record. Gene Ontology annotation, molecular function: polysaccharide binding. Bases 65 to 847 code for a protein of 260 amino acids.
CUCUACACAUCCUCCACUCCCAAAGACUAUUGUUUCGCAUCGCAACACGAAGAAACACAGCUAGAUGGCUGCGCGUCUCAUGCCUCCCGCCGUGGUCAUCCUGGCCUCGUUCCUCCUCCUCCUCUUCCUUGUCCAUGCGGUGGACGCGGCCGAGUGCGAGCCGGGGGCGUGCGGAAACUUCACCAUCAAGUACCCGUUCUGGCUCGGCGCGCCCCGCCGACCCCCGCCGGAGCCCUCCUGCGGCCACCCGGCCUUCGAGCUCUGGUGCAUCGACGGCAACACCACGGCUUCCAUGAGCGGCUCCCCCAUCCACGUCCACAGCAUCGACUACGCCACCCGCUCCUUCGUCGUCUACCACAACAGGGUGGCCUCGGGCACGGACGGCGUGUGUCGCGCCGACUUCAAUGUCUCAUCCAGCCUAGCUCUCAGCCCGUUCAAGAUCAGCCCUAGCAAUCAAGCCAUGUGCUUCCUGUCCAACUGCAACGGGACGGAGCCUCACGGGCCCCAGUACGUGAACUUCACCGGCGUGCCCAGCUGCGGCAAGCCCAUCUUCGCGUACCUCGGCGGGAGCUACGACCGGGACAGGCCGCCGGCGAUCGACACCGGGACCUGCACGUACAAUUACCUGCCGGUGCUGGGGUCGGAGGCGGCGGCCUCGACGGCGGCCAACUACACCCGGCUCCUGAAGGCCGGGUUCCUGCUGGACUGGGCGGGCGCCGGCAUCGGCGACUGCCCCGCCUGCGUCGUGACCGGCAGGCAGUGCCGGUACAGCAACGCGACCGCGGCGUUCGGAUGCAUCUGCCCUGGUGACGGGAGGCUCCGCGGCCCGACAUGCGCCGGACAUUAGCCUGCCAUCUUGCCUAAGAAAAAGCAUUUGUCGAGUGCUGAGAAAAGGAGAAAAAGAAAAUAAAGUGAUCUGAAACGCGAGGCCCAUGUCCUCGAGUUUGCCUAGGGCCUCCCAAAAUACAGGGCCAGCCCUGUCUGGGUCCGUCCAUUAAAUGAACAAUACGCGGGGUACACAUUUUUUUAGGAAACGGGCCAUUUAAUGAAAUCACUAGUUAAGGGUUGCUCCUACUUUCUUCGGCGCUGACAAUUGUGCACAUGUAGUGCGUCAUUCGUCGCAACGUGGGCGUUUUCGUUUUCUUUUUUCUUAUUUUUUAUUUAAAACGUUUUAUUUCUUGAACCGCGUGUCCAAAUCCUGAAGUGUAUGAAGUUCUAUUUCAAACCAUUUUAUUUCUUGAUCUUGUUUUUGUUUUAUUUGGAUAUAUGUGCGACCAAUACAUAUGAAGUUUGAAUAUUGUACAAGGAUUAGAAUUCGGAACUGCUAUGCGUCCGACGUCUUUCAACCUAUGCUUUCACCCAUCGUCGGAUGCAGGGUCCAGGGACGUCUUAAUCGGCACCGUUGUACGAGUGUGAGCGUCGGGCAUAAAACGUCGUAUAUAUGACAGCAUUAGAAUCUAUAGCUAGAUAGCCGACAAGAGGAUGAAGUAGCCGAUGAUCGAUACA